Messenger RNA from Bombyx mandarina (wild silkworm), 2252 nucleotides. RefSeq names its product trynity (gene tyn). Gene Ontology annotation, biological process: anatomical structure morphogenesis. The record is from RefSeq and is a predicted model, not a curated record. Lineage: Eukaryota; Metazoa; Arthropoda; Insecta; Lepidoptera; Bombycidae.
AUGAAGAGCAAGGCGCUUAGCUUGGCGCCUUUAGCACUGUUGCUACUAAUACAAGCUUCAUCUGUACUUAGUCGGAUAGCGUUCGAGAAACUGACGGAUGUGGACUUCAGUGGUACUGCGUAUUACACCGUGCGGAACCUGUCCUUAUACGAGUGCCAGGGCUGGUGCCGAGAGGAACCUGAUUGUCAGGCGGCUUCCUUCAGCUUCGUCCUCAAUCCUCUAACGCCUGUGCAGGAAACAAGAUGUCUGUUACAAAACGAUACACAGGCCAAUAACCCCAUGGCAACACCGCAGCGUUCCGUGAACACUUACUACAUGGUUAAGCUGCAAGUACGCUCUGAGAGUGUAUGCUUGCGGCCAUGGGCAUUCGAAAGAGUACCAGGGAAAUCACUCCGUGGUCUUGACAACACGAUCAUCUACACUUCAACUAAAGAAGCUUGUUUGGCUGCGUGUCUCAAUGAGAAAAAGUUACCGUGCAGAUCCGCAGAAUAUGAGUACGGAAGCAUGAGAUGUGCCCUGAGUGAUUCCGACAGACGCACCGCUCAACAUUUUGUUCAACUAACCGAUACCCCUGGCACCGAUUACUUUGAGAACUUGUGCCUGAAGGCUGGACAGGCCUGUAAGGGCCAACGCGUCUUCACCGCGCCGCGCGUAGGAGUCGCCGAAGAUAAGGUUGCUCAGUAUGCAGGACUGCAUUACUACACCGACAAAGAGUUACAAGUGACGUCAGAGGCGGCUUGUCGGCUUGCAUGCGAAAUCGAAUCUGAGUUCCUGUGCCGAUCGUUCCUCUAUCUCGGAGCUCCGCACUCCGCUGCCUACAACUGCAGACUGUACCACCUCGACCACCACACGCUGCCCGACGGUCCUUCCGCCUAUCUGAACGCCGAAAGACCUUUGAUCGACGACGGCGAACCGAUCGGAAAGUACUCCGAGAACUUCUGCGAGAAACCGGCGAGCAAUGCGAACCCGCCCGGAGAGUUACCUGUGACGAUCGAACACCAGCAAGACACGAACAUGUCUAGCAACCUCACCAGGAACGAUGCUAAUUGCGACAAAACGGGAACAUGUUACGACGUGUCGGUGCUUUGCAAGGAUACAAGGAUCGCAGUGCAGGUCCGCACGAACAAGCCCUUCAACGGUCGGAUCUACGCUUUGGGUCGCUCGGAAACAUGCAACAUUGAUGUCGUCAAUAGCGAUCUUUUCCGCUUGGACCUCACCAUGGCCGGACAGGAUUGCAAUACUCAGAGCGUUACUGGGGUAUAUUCAAACACCGUCGUACUGCAACACCACAGCGUGGUCAUGACGAAAGCCGACAAGAUCUACAAAGUCAAGUGCACGUACGACAUGAGUUCGAAGAAUAUCACAUUCGGAAUGGUGCCGAUCAGAGAUCCAGAGAUGAUUUCGAUCACGGCUUCUCCGGAAGCACCUCCACCGCGCAUUCGCAUUUUGGAUACUCGUCAACGCGAGGUCGAUUCUGUUCGCAUCGGAGACAGUCUCGCCUUCCGUAUCGAGAUCCCGGAAGACACCCCUUACGGUAUCUUCGCCCGCAGCUGUGUCGCUAUGGCUAAAGACUCCAAGACCACAUUCCAGAUUAUUGAUGACGAAGGAUGUCCGGUCGAUCCCGCUAUAUUCCCAGGUUUUACUCCUGAUGGCAACGCGCUGCAGUCGAUUUACGAAGCCUUUAGAUUUACCGAGUCUUACGGUGUAAUCUUCCAAUGUAAUGUCAAGUAUUGUCUUGGACCUUGUGAGCCGGCGGUGUGCGAAUGGGGCAGAGAUUCUCUCGAGUCUUGGGGAAGAAAGAAGCGUUCGCUUCCUCGCAACGACACCGAAGGCCCCGCUCAGGACGAAGAAAUGAAUAUCUCCCAAGAAAUUUUAGUCUUGGACUUUGGUGAUGAGCAUCAGAGCACCGAUUUUCUACGUUCUGACAAGCCCGGCGGAGUUGCUUCCGAGGCCAACUUUGGAGAAAAAACGGUCACGAUCGUGGAGCCCUGUCCCAGUAAAGCUUCAGUGCUCCUGCUCGGAGUCGCGUGCGCGUUGCUCGUCCUUCUCUACAUAGCGACGAUCUUCUGCUACUACAUGCGCAAGUGGCUGACUCCGCCUAAGCACAUGUCGUAAUUUAUCAUAAAUCUCGCCACAUCGCACAAUGUUUCGUGACUUCACCACUCUCACUCAGGAACUUGUGAUACAAAUGACAAGUGUGCUUACUGCUUAAUGCGAGUUUUUUUACUUUCUCGAUAGCGUAAAAUUAACUC